GCUUGCUUUCUGCAUUACAUUUCUCUAGCUAUUAAGAUAUGACUAAUGCUCAAUUCAGCUGAAAUGCCAGAAUGCUACAAAAUUAGCUGUAUACUCAACAUGAUAAUUCUAGGCGCCACGACACCAGACAGACCCACACGGGGUUGAUCAACAACAAGCCCCAACGACAUCCAGCCAGCAAAGAAGCCUUGGUGCUACAUUCCCAAUUCCAGUGGGUGACGAAAGCAAGUUCGAGGUCAUUCCCUACUAGACUCAUCACAAAAUUCAAAAGCCAUCCAACAAAACGCCAAUCAAAAUGAGAUUUCAUCCAGUUAUCGUCGUGCCAACCCUGGCCGUUCUGUUCAGCACUGCCCAUGGAUUUGUGACCCCAGCAAGCAGAAUAUCUCACUGCUCUCCUGUUGCUACCACCACGAGUUGGGCUCUCCAAGCGCUCGAUGUGAAAGAACGCGAGGCUUCAUUGGAAAAGCUCGCUGCUGUGGACGAACCUAUUCCGGAGUUCACGGAACUGGUGAAGGAAGAAGAAAACGAAGAAUUCAAAAAGGGAUUUUCCAUCAUCGCCCUGAUUACCUUUUUCAAUGCGUCACUGUCACCCGUCUGGCAUAUGGUCUACGAAGGAAAUGGUCCACCGCCGUUGUUCCUCAAUGCUGUUGUCAGCGUUGUGGCAUUUUUGGGUCUGGUGGCAGGUGGAUCUCUGUUGGACAACUCGGUAGAAUCCAUGUCGGCUUUGAAAGAUAAUCAAGAAGAAAAGUGGAGUGCCAAGAGUUUUCGUGGUGGAAUUGAAUUGGGAUUCUGGAAGGGAUUGGGUACCACUUGUCACAUUUACGGAAUGGCCCUCACCACUGCGAACCACGGUGCCUUUCUCUUGCAGCUAACCACAUUGAUUGUACCUGUCCUGCAAGGACUUCGUGGCGCCGAGGAAAUCCCUCGUCAAAUCCAAUACGCCGUGUUAAUGGCAUUGACUGGUAUCUUCCUUUUUACGCAAGACCCCACCAAGGCGGGUGAAAUUGUGGGAGAUCCAUCCAUGAUGCAAGUGGGUGAUGCCUUGGUACUGGGUGCCGCAUUCUUCUAUUCACUGUACGACAUUCAAACGUUUUACUGGGGUCGCGAGGUCCCUCGUACCGAACUAGUGACAAUCAAGGUGGGGUUCCAAAUGGUACUCUCUUGCAUUCUCUGUGCCGUGGCUGCUCAGACCGAAGUCAUGGAUUACCUGGCAUCCGGACCCGAAUGGAAUGUAUUGGUACCGACAGUGUUGUGGAGCGGUCUCAUUGUCAACGCCCUGGCUACCUUUUUGCAAGUGGGAGGCAUGCAAGCUGUGGGUCCUACGCGUGCACAAACCAUCUUUGCAAGUCAACCCCUGUGGGCAUCCAUUAUGAACUACUUCUUGUUGGGAUCCGUCAUGGGAUUGCAAGGCUUUGUGGGUGGAGGUGCCUUUCUGGGAGCUCUCUUCUUGGCUGCCACUGCAGAAGCACCCUUGCCGGUCCCUGCCACAGAAAAAGAAGCCUAGGAUGGCGCCGGCAUCAAAGCACUGCCAAUCAAUCCACCUUUUUGUAUUACCAUUCAUUUUUGAAGAUCGGAAGGGACCCUCGGCUACCCUUGCAUCGAUCUCGCUUUACACGACGACAAUAUGGGUGCUGCAUGCAUGUACUUCAACAAACAAACAAACAAACAAACAAGAAGCCACUACAUUUGAGACAUGAACAAAAUUAAUACGCUUACGGGUACAUGCAUGAUGAAAAAGGCAGGAGGAAGAAGAAAGACAUGAAAUGAGUUCUCUCUGCCUUGCUCUGGCGGCUAGCUAGCACAACUGAAAACAUAGAACCUGCACUUUUUGAAAAUUAUACGCAAACAGAGGG
Seminavis robusta is the source of this 1853-nucleotide messenger RNA. The record is from the annotation of a GenBank genome assembly. Lineage: Eukaryota; Bacillariophyta; Bacillariophyceae; Naviculales; Naviculaceae.